CAGCCGCUCCCGGCCUCAGCACCUGUCGAGUUCCCCUUCCUCCACCAGGAUGGCCCUGGUCACGGUGCAGCGUUCUCCCACUCCGAGCGCUUCCUCCAGCCCCAGCGUUUCGGAAGGAUGUGGAGACUGUGGAAAGGGUGCAGAAGAGGUUUACCAGGAUGCUGCCUGGAUUAGAGGAUAUGAGCUACAAGGAAAGGAAGUUGGAAGUGAUGAUGAUCAUAGAUUACAACAGAGUCUCAGUGACAGUUUCUUCACAGUUAAGGGUGCAGCCCUUUUUUUACAGCAGGGAAGCAGCUCGCAGGUGUCACGAUGUCACCAUCACCACAAAUAUGCAGGAGAUUUACAGCUACACCUUCAAGUGAUGAUCAACCAUCUUCGUCCUGAAGACAGGAUAAAACUGGCUGUACGUCUGGAAAGCAUGUCAGCUGAUCGAAUACGUUAUAUGGUGGUUGUGUACACGAAUGGACACCAGGAUACAGAGGAGAAUAUUCUUCUGGGAAUUGAUUUUGCAAGCAAAGAAAGCAAUACUUGUACAAUAGGAAUGAUCCUUCCUCUCUGGAGUGAUACAAAAAUUCACUUGGAUGGAGAUGGUGGGUUCAGUGUGAGUACAGCAGACCGGAUUCUUAUCUUCAAGCCAGUCUCUGUACAAGCCAUGUGGUCAGCACUACAGAUCCUCCACAAAUCCUGUGAGAUAGCUCGUAGAUACAAUUAUUAUCCAUCAGGAAUUGCUUUGACUUGGGCCAGUUACUAUGAGAGCUGCAUUAACUCGGAGCAGAGUUGUAUUAACGAAUGGAAUACAAUGCAAGACCUGCAGUCCAUGCGGGCUGACUCACCCCCAAUGUUUGUUGAUAAACCAACGGAGAGUGAGCUAACAGAACGAUUGAUAAGAAACAAGUUACGACACAUAAUGAUGAGCAAAGAUUUGGAAAAUGUCACUUCUAAAGAAAUUCGGAAUGAGUUAGAACAACAAAUGAAUUGCAAUCUGAAAGAAUACAAAGGAUUUAUUGACAAUGAAAUGCUCAUCAUUUUAGGACAAAUGGAUAAAGCUUCCCUAAUAUUUGAUCAUCUUUAUUUGGGUUCAGAGUGGAAUGCUUCAAAUUUGGAAGAGCUUCAGGCUACAGGUGUUGGGUACAUCUUAAAUGUAACCAGAGAAAUAGACAACUUCUUUCCUGGAUUGUUCUGUUACCACAACAUACGGGUAUUUGAUGAGGAUUCUACAGACUUACUGGCAUAUUGGAAUGACACAUAUAACUUCAUAACAAAAGCCAAGAAAAACCAGUCCAAGUGUCUGGUGCAUUGCAAAAUGGGUGUCAGUCGGUCUGCAUCAACUGUCAUUGCAUAUGCAAUGAAGGAAUACAGGUGGUCACUUGAAAAGGCCUACAAACACGUGAAAGAAAAACGGAGUGUCGCACAGCCAAAUGCAGGGUUCAUGAAACAGCUUGCAGAAUACGAAGGCAUUUUGGAUGCUAGUAAACACCGGCAUAAUAGCUUGUGGCGGCGUAAUUCUGAGAGCGACUUGCAGGAGACUGUGAGAGAUCCAUUGUUCAAGAGCACCAGAAUACCUACUCAACAUGACUUGAGCAGUGGUAAUAAAGGAAUUCAACACAGAUAUGGAAAGCAGAAAUAUAAUGGUACUGAGCCAUCUCAGAAUUCAAUAGCAGCCAACAAAAAUAAAAGUGAACCAAAUAAUUCGAAUUGCUACUUAAGAUGUCUGUCAGAUCCCAUUGUAGACAGUGCCUACGUUAAACAGCAGAGGGAGCUGGAUCAAGUCCGAGUUGAUGAUGUGGAAAGAGAUGCAAUUCGAAUGAACAACAUAGAUUUCAGGCGCACAGCUGGUUUCUGUGACACUGGGGAAUUUGUGUCAUCUCAGUUUCAGGAUACUUAUGACUGUGAAGACAGAGUACUAAGUCAGCAAGGAAAUACUUACUUAAUGUUUACAGCAGUAGCAGAGUCAGAAGAAGAAAAUGAAAAUACAAUGGGCUUCAGUGUGUACAUUGAAGAUGAUCGCAUAGCACUUAAUGAACCUAAUACAGAAAGUGAUAUAGAGACUGAUUCACAUCUAACAAACAUGCAAGAGCCAGGCAUGACAGUAACUGUUGAAAAUCAACUUGAUAAAGACAAUGUGAACAAUAACAACAACACCACAACAACUUUUAUAAAAGAGUAUGAAGAUGUUACUACUAAUGAAACUCCCAACUCUGUGAAACCCCUUAAUAAAUUUACUUUGGACUGCUCAGACUCCAUAAAUAAACUUGCGUGUGAGCAAUUCACAGACCAUUCUAAAAACCUUUAUCCAGCACAAAAAUGUGGUACAAGCACUAAGGAUAUGCAACAAAUCGAGACCCAUACUUCAGGAUUUUUAUCAAAUGUAGAUUCAGUUGUGUCAACGAUGGAUAUACUCAAUGGAAUUCCCAAUGAAGCAAAACUGUGUCAUGUUACAGAAUCGCCUGUAUGUAGUUCUAUUUCUGAUGCCAUUUAUGCAAUUGCAACAAUGCAAUUCCAUGGAACUGCAGAAGCAGAUGUAGUUUUAAGAGCAAUGUGUGAAGAGCAAAGAGAGCAGCAAGAAACAAUAGAGGCUUAUCACAGCUGCAAAAAUGAACUGGAUGAAUUCCAAGCUGAAAGUUUUGCUCUUGAUAUGAUGGCUUCACAAUCUGUCUUAAAGCAAUUGCCAGUAAUAAGUCCAUGUAGCCAUGACUAUCAGAAAACUUUUUUAAUAGAUUCAAACGUUCCAUUUAUUCAUACAGGUUCUAAGGCUGAAAAACAAGCAGAAUAUGAAUUACAUAUGUUAAAAAGUAAUGACUUACCUUUAGGAAAUGAACAGGAUGACAUUGCAGAGAUUACAGAGAACUCUAAAUUUGUGUUUACUAUGCCAUCCAGCAGACAAUCAAUAGAGGAUAAUCAUGGUAAUGAGACUAUGAAUAGCAAGCCAAUGAAAGACUUAAGAAAACUGAUGUGUAACCAGGCGAAGGAAACAUCAAAAGUCCAAAGCUACUUAAUGCAGCAUCAAGAAUCUAUCCUGCAGCUUCAGAAGGCCGGCUUGGUAAGGAAACAUACCAAAGAGUUGGAAAGAUUAGCUUUUCUAAGGUCUCCAAACAAACAAGUGCAGAGAAAUAACUCUCAAAAUAGGGAAGGUGUAUUCGCACAGAGUGAUUCCCUGGAUAUAAAUAUGCAUGAAUCAGUGGUAGAUGUGCAGGAUCAAGCACAGGAUUGUGAGAACGUGGAGGACAAUGUGCUGCCUGAGACCAAUCGUGAUGGCUUUAAUUUCAUGGCUGGCAUAUACCAGAAAACAUCCACACCUUACAUAAGUAAUAGAAGUUCUGGUUUUCUCACUAAGGAACGUUUGCAGCAAAUCUAUGCAACACUGUUAUCAUCCACUCAUUCUUCAAGUUUAACUCGUAGCUCCAGCAGUGAUAGUCUUCACAGUAUUCAAGGACAACCUGGUCUGGUUGAAUUGCGAACACAGGAAAUUGAAGCCAGGAUGCAUCAGACAGGACUUACUAUUUGUUCAGAGAUGAAGCGAUCUCAUUCUCUUGCCAAACUUGAAAGCCUGAACUUAGCUUCUGAGGUUCUGUCAACUAGGGAGAAAGAUGUUGAAACACUUAUCAGGUCAAGUCACGCCAAACAAACAGAGAGUUGCUUUUUGCCAAGCUUUGCUGAGAAAAUGAGGUGGGAAAGAAAUCUCUGCGAGGAAACAGACAUGCAAAGAGAACAGGUUUUCAUCAUGAAGCCACUAAAUAAAGCAAUCAAAACUUCUAGUUCUGUAUUGGAGCAUAAAGCCCUCGCGUUGGCUGACAUUCAAUGCACAUAUCAGUUUGAACAUUCUUCAGAGUUUUCUCUUUCCAAAUAUAGUGUUGCAGAUCCAGAGGUUACACAGCAGUGUAUGGAUUUUAUCUCCAUUCCUUCAUUUGGACUAGGCCAGUACCAUACCCAGAGUGACAAUGAACUCUAUUCCUUGGCUUCUCAUGAACAGUAUGUACGAACACAUUCCAUGAGGAAACUCAGAAAAACUUGUGAAAAAAGUAGAAGCAGCAAUUCAUUUUAUAAUACCAUGUGACUUUGUGGCAAAGAAAUACAUUCCACUCUCUCUUUAAACAUAUGAACCUCCAGCCAAAAAUAUUUUUUAAGUUAUGGCCUAUGUUGUACGAUCUUUUGAAACUGCUCAAAAUUAUUCAUAAACAGAUGUUGCCAAAUACUCUAUACUGCUGAAUAGUUUGCUGCUUUAGAUUGACUCUAGAAAAUCUGAAGUUGCAUUUUUCAUUUGAAAUGAAAUGCCAUGCUUUGCAACCUCAAACUGUUAGAACUUUAAAAAAAAAUGCAAAUUCUGUUAGGCUGUUUCAGUUUGAGAGUAUUGACAUGAACUUGGUUCCUUAGGCACAAUGCCUAGAAGGUAACAUUACUUGUUAAAUUCCAAAAUCCCAACAUUAAAAUUUAUAAUAGAAAAUCAUGUAGAUAAGGCAAUAACUUCAUGAUUACAAUUGCAUGAUUGUUCCCCAGAUCCUGCAGGAUAUACUCAUUUUUUAUUAUCCUUUUUUUGGUUGGGUGGGGAAUAAAUUUUCUUUGUGUUUUCUGCAAAUUCUAUUUAUUUGGAGCUCAAAAUAGAGCUUGUACUAUAAAGUUAGCAUUCAGUCAUUCUGCCCAAAUAAAGACAGAUUGAGAGUCUUCCUUUUGGAACAAACUCUGUAAAUAAUUUCUUUCCCAGACUUGCUUUAAUCUGAAGUACUAAAUGAAGUUCUGUGUGAACAGAAAAGCUUUUCCAUGAGUACAGUGUUGAAAAUAUUUUCAGAAGUGAUCUUGAUUGGCAGUAAAUGCACACCAGACAUUUUUUAUUUCUUUGAUUCCUUGCUAGUUCCCAUUAUGUUACUGUGAUCUCUCCAUUCUGUAGCUGAUCCUAAAGGUAAUGAUAACUGUUCUUAAAUAUUUAACAUUUCCCACUAAAUUUCUAAAAAAUUUUUCCUUGUAAUUCUUUGAUCUACUAUAUUGUAUGUGUAAGUACUUUGACUGUUUCCCACCUGUUUGCUCUUUCUCUGGCCAGACAAUCAUGUGCAUCUCUUUAUUUCAACUGAAUUGACAACAUUUCUGUUUCUAUCUACAAAUCAGCAUUUGGUAUGUAUUUGAGAAUUUGUUUCCGUGAAUAGGCCCCAGCUCUAUUUGUUUGAGGAGUUUUCAUGCAAAACUGAGGCCCCUUGGUCAUCAAUCAGCAUGCAAGCUUGUCCUGUUUUUAUAGUGAUUGAUUUAAGUCAAAUAUUGCUGUUAUUACAUGCAAUAAAACUUAAGGAAUUGAUUUUGUUUUGUUAGUCCUGGUUUCUGUGAAACUAGAAAAUUAAUGGUUUUGCUACUAAGAUAUUAAUCGAGCCCCUUGAAUUAGUUGAAAAAUGGAUAACUUAACAUGCUCUAUCAUUAUGCAUCUGGAGGUUUGCAAGUUCCUGGAGCAAUGCUGCCAAUAUCAUAAUUGCUGCACCACACAGAGCAGGUGAUCACAAAUUUGAGUCUGGAUUUCUUCAAAAUUAGUUGACUUUGGCAAUGAUAUCUGAAAUGGUGGUGCAAUCCAUGCCUAUUGACUAAGGGGAAGAACAUUAUCCAGGGUUCCUACUGCUGAGUGCUAACCAGUGGCUGGUUUCAACUGAGGACACAAUCUGGCUUGGUUAAGAUCUCUUUAGAAGAUUAGGAGAUUGAAUAUCUUAUUUAAAAGAUGAAAAAGGACCAUUUGAAAGUUGGUUAUGAGUGGGUGACUAGCAUUACUGAAGUUUAGUCAAGAAACAAAACUUAAGCUAGAAUAGAAAAUGCUGGAAAAAUUCAACAGGUCAGGCAACAUCUGUAGAGAGAACAGUUAACAUUUCAGAUUGAUGUCUGUUCUACAAUUCUAAUGAAAGGUUAUCGACCUGAAACGCUAACUUAUUUUCUUUCUACACAGGUGCACUGUGUAUUUCCAACACUUCCAGUAUCAAUGAAGUGUAACUGGGCAUGAUUCAAUGAUUUCAGAAGAGUGAUGGGAAGAAAAGGGAAAUUGCCAAAGAAACUUGUAUUGUUCUACUUACUAAAAUAUAGAAAUAAUUUCAAAAAAUCAUGUUAUGUUUCAUUACCACUAAGAUAAUUGUAAUUUUGCCUGUUGGCUUUUCUUAAAAUUCUUACCGAGUUAAACCGUGUUGUAUAUUUAUUUAGUUGCUCAUUUUUCAUUGUCUCGUAGUGGCAUGGGUGAGUUUUCAUUCCAUUAGCAAUGUUUCCCCAACAUUAAAAGGUAGGCAAAAUGUAAUUCACUACAAAAAUCCCAGAUGAGAUUGCAUCAAGUCCUUCUGUUUAAAGAAAACCCUUAACAUUCAUGGUAUUUCAGAAGCCUGCAUGAUUCAGAUCAUUGCUUUUAUUUUCAUUUCUUCACACUUAGUCUGCUAAUUGAAAUUAUCCAUGUCCACUUGAUACCAGUGACUUAAGUUUCAUUCAGAAUUCAGUCACACUUUACUGUUAGAUUUUUGAAUUUCUGAGAAUGACAGUAGAGUCCAUUAAAUCUUCCUGAAGUGUCGAUGCUCAAGUACAGAUGAGAAGAAUGUCACUGGAUCAUGCAUUGUGCUCCUGUUAAAUAUACUGAAACAGAGGAGAUCAAAAAUUGAAAAAAAUUAAGAGCGAAGCAAUCAGAUACUUGCUUCCAAAACUUGGGUAAAUGUAAUAGUUUAUGGGCAAGACCGAGAGCAGAGGGUUUUAAUGUGAAUCUAAUUGCUAAAAUGACUAGGAGACUUUGGGUGUUCAGUUGCUUCUUAAUUAUAGCUCGUUAGCUUAGUCCACGGAUCUUAUGAAGUAGAUAGAUCUGUGCCUUUCAGGAAGUGUGUUCCAGGAAGCAGGAUUCUCAGUCCUACUUAAUUUCUUUUGUAUAAAAGUUCUCAAAACCAAAGUAUUGGAGAUAAAUUAUUUUACAACUAAUUAUGAGAAUGGAAGCUCUUGCAGCUUAAAUGCAGAAUAUUUAGGCCUAAGAACCUGAAAAUGUUAGUAAUAAAAAUCAAUGUGCCUGAGGCAUCAGUUUCCAUUAAGAGCUAAGUUAAUAAAUACACUACUUGGUUUGGUAUGAAAAUAUCAGGCUUGAUUUCCAGUGCUGAAUUACUAUUCUUGCCAGGACAACAUAUGGCAAUGCUACAGUUGCUUCUGCAGCCAGGGAUGGUGAAAAAUUCAUCCAGGGCUCCAAUUCCUUGUUGCCAGCCAUAAAAGUACCUGGGUCUGCAUGCAGCAAAGAGAAUUUCCCAGCCUCUUACCCAGGGUUUACAAGAAUCCAUAAAGUUAUAAAUGAUUGUAUUAAACAAUGGCUUUUGAUAUUUUGAAUGCAAAGGCUGAAUAGAAAUGCUCCUUUGUAAUGUGUAAUGGC
This is a messenger RNA of Pristis pectinata (smalltooth sawfish), 7345 nucleotides long. RefSeq names its product slingshot protein phosphatase 1a (gene ssh1a). The transcript has 16 exons. NCBI's taxonomy places the organism in Eukaryota, Metazoa, Chordata, Chondrichthyes, Rhinopristiformes, Pristidae. The record is from RefSeq and is a predicted model, not a curated record. Gene Ontology annotation, biological process: negative regulation of actin filament polymerization; actin cytoskeleton organization; protein dephosphorylation. Gene Ontology annotation, cellular component: cytoplasm. Gene Ontology annotation, molecular function: protein tyrosine/serine/threonine phosphatase activity; actin binding. The coding region runs from base 50 to 4054 and encodes 1334 amino acids.